UUCCGGGUCAAAACACAUACGGCAUUUAGUGGGUGUCGUUUCCGUAUUCAGUUGUGUACGCUGUCAUCAAAAACUCGAUCUUUUACUUGGAAUUUUACUCACAGAAUCACCGUCGACAUGUCUUCUAAAAACCAGAAGGACAAAGCCAAGAACGUGCAAGAUAAAUAUCAGAUGAUUUUAUCGAAAUUGCUGCGUGAGGAAGACAACAAAUAUUGUGCCGAUUGUGACGCGAAAGGUCCGAGGUGGGCAUCAUGGAAUUUAGGGAUCUUUCUGUGCAUACGAUGCGCCGGUAUUCAUCGCAACCUGGGCGUACAUGUCUCUAGAGUAAAGUCAGUCAACUUGGACACUUGGACAGAAGAACAGAUAGCAAGUGUUGAGAGCGGGGGUAACACCAUCGGCCGAAAAGUCUAUGAGAAGAACCUGCCUGCAGACUUCCGAAGACCAACAGCAGAUUCCAGGAGUUCUCUGGAACAUUUCAUCCGAUCCAAAUAUGACCACAAGAAAUACAUGGAUAAAGAUUAUGUCCGUCCAACCCCUAAGAGGAUACAAGGAUAUGUUGAAGCCGUCGACAAGAAAGAGAAGAAAAGCGCGAGUGCAGCGAGACACAAGCAGCAGACCCUGGUAGCAUUGGCUAAAUCCAGAGAGUCUGUACCCCGGCCCCUACCCGCGGGGCUCCAUGCCUCUCAUGCCACCUCAAUGUCUUCAUCAAUGUCGGUGUCAUCACCCAAUCUGGCGGCUGCCGGCCAGCCACCCACGUCGUUGCCCUCCACACCGGUCAAGACGGUCGCCUCUGCCAACGACUUGUUGGGAUUGUGCACGCCCCCCGCCAACAACGUGAGCGAUCUACUCGGUCUGGACACCCCGACCCCCAUGCCCACGGGCAGUCAACCAGCUACGACUAACGGCACGCCGGACAGCGGCACGGCCGAGCCCUCGCUGUUUGGCGAGGAGGGCACAGGGGCCGGGACAAUAGGCACGAAAACCAAAGAUUCCAUCAUGGCGCUGUUUGCGACGUCGUCAGGACAACAGCAGCAGCAGCCUGCUUACAACGUCCCAGGCGGCGUGUACAUUCCAUCCCAGAAGCAGCAGCAGCAGCCUUUUGUUGCCAACGGUUACCCGGCCAAUUCCGCUGUGCCCGGUUACCAAGUCCCCCAACAGCAAAACGCUGGCAUGGUCGGUUACCAGCAGCAGCAACCGCAGCCCGGCAACAUGCAGGGUUACGGCAUGAUGCCCAACCCGGGCGUGGUGGCACCGCAGCAAGGCAUGAUGGGACCACAGCAAGGCAUGGUGGGACAGCAGCAAGGCAUGAUGGGACAGCAGCAAGGCAUGGUGGGACCGCAGCAAGGCAUGGUGGGACCGCAGCAAGGCAUGGUGGGACAGCAGCAAGGCAUGGUGGGUAAUCCAGGCAUGAUGGGAAUGCCAGGGAUGUACGGAGCCGGGCAGGCAUCGCAACAAUCGGCGUAUCUUCAGCAGCAGCAACAGCAGCAGCAACAGGCAUCACAGCAGCAGCAGCAGCAGUUUCAAAUGAUGCAGCAGCAGAUGACACAGCAGAUCCAGCAACAGAUGAAUUCCAUGCGCGUCGGCGGCGGCGGAGCCGGAGCCAACCCCAACCCCCCUCAAGGACAAGUGCAGCAGCCCAACUGGCAGCAGAGCAACACGGUGAUGCCCCAGCAACAGCCCGUACCAACUGCCAUGGCGGGGGCGGGCGGCAUGGGCGGCGGAUGGGGAGGGGCCGGAUCGGGCCAGACGCUCAGCAACCAGUUAUGGAAAUGAUAAGCUGAUCAGUGGUAAUUUUAUAGCGACAAUAUCGAGUUUAAAAAAAAUCUGGUGGAUUUUGAUGCAAUUUUGCAUCCCUUUAUUUCUUUGUUGGUUGGUAUGGUUAUAUACGAUUCCAUGGGAUUUUAAAAUCACGCAAUUAGGCUCAACAGCUGUAGUAACUUAUUUUGGUCAAUCGCAUUUUGACAUGUAGCACAUCAUUUCAAACCCCUUUUCAGAUUUUAAGGUGUUUUUUGGAGUAGUCUAAAAGCUUGCAUCGGAGUCCACCAGUCAUGCCCAGUUGUACAUUUAUUAUCAAAACCAUGUAUAUAAACACAUAUAUGUAUUAUUGAUGUAUUAUUGUACAGACGUAAAAUGAUGGCCGUA
Molecule: messenger RNA, 2142 nt
Organism: Patiria miniata (bat star)
Lineage: Eukaryota; Metazoa; Echinodermata; Asteroidea; Valvatida; Asterinidae
Product: stromal membrane-associated protein 1-like
Exons: 10
Coding region: 118-1773 (551 amino acids)
Molecular function (GO): GTPase activator activity; metal ion binding
Source: RefSeq, a predicted model, not a curated record